GAAAUGCUGUCCUUCGGGGAUGUGGCCAUUGAUUUCUCUCCAGAAGAGUGGGAACUUCUGGAGCCUGCUCAGUGGAAUCUGUACAGGGACGUGAUGCUGGAGAAUUACAGCAACCUUGUGUUCCUGGGUCUUGCUGACUCUAAGCCACAGCUGGUGACAUUUCUGGAGCAAAGACAAGCAUCUCCCCGUGUGAAGAGACAAGCAGUAAGAACAGUGUUUCCAGGUCAGUACGAAAGAGGAGGUCUGAGCAAAGUUGAGGUGCAGUGAUCCAACAGAAAGCUUAGCUUUCCCAUGUACCUUGACACAUGAUGUUGUCAAGAAAAUCUUAGGUCUUCCUUCUUCUCUUGGUUUCAGGAAAGGACAUCUCUGGGAUGUUUAUGGUGGUUUAAGUGUCUUGA
Grammomys surdaster is the source of this 398-nucleotide messenger RNA. RefSeq names its product zinc finger protein 58-like. The record is from RefSeq and is a predicted model, not a curated record. Gene Ontology annotation, biological process: regulation of DNA-templated transcription. NCBI's taxonomy places the organism in Eukaryota, Metazoa, Chordata, Mammalia, Rodentia, Muridae. The transcript is spliced from 2 exons. The annotation marks the transcript as partial.